This is a messenger RNA of Erythranthe guttata (spotted monkey flower), 1774 nucleotides long. Its product is annotated as glycerol-3-phosphate acyltransferase RAM2. The record is from RefSeq and is a predicted model, not a curated record. Gene Ontology annotation, biological process: cutin biosynthetic process. Gene Ontology annotation, molecular function: phosphatase activity; glycerol-3-phosphate 2-O-acyltransferase activity. NCBI's taxonomy places the organism in Eukaryota, Viridiplantae, Streptophyta, Magnoliopsida, Lamiales, Phrymaceae. Gene Ontology annotation, cellular component: membrane.
UUCGCUCAGGUGAAACGAGAAGAAGCACGCCAUUGUUUAGGGCCAUGAUUUGUUUGAAGGGAAUAAUAACUGUAUUUUGAGGUAGCUACCAACAUUUGCUGACAAAGGGAAAAUUUGUCUGCCUUUUCUUCUUUCUUUUCUUUUUAUCUUUAUUACAUAACUUUUGCCAGGAAUUUCACUGUUUAGUAAAGAAUCCUGGAGUUCUUGAUUGCUUUAUAUGGGGAAUCUUGAAAAGAACAAAGUGAUUGAGACAAAUGAGCAAACCAGUUAACAGCAGAAAUGAAACAAGUGUCCAUGUCAAAAUUGUGCUUUUCCAGGAUGAUGGUUAAAUGAGGCGAACUCCUUUCCCACUACUUUACAAGGGAUGAGGGUUUCCGAUAUUGAGUCGGUUGCACGUGCAGUUUUGCCUAAAUUCUACUCCACCGAUUUGCACCCGGAGGCUUUUCGGGUUUUCUCAUCGUGCGGUCAGAAAUGCGUGCUGACAGCCAAUCCUAGGAUCAUGGUUGAGGCUUUCUUGAAAGACUAUUUAGGUGCUGAUUUGGUUUUAGGUACCGAGAUUUCGACUUUUAAAGGUAGAGCCACAGGGUUUGUUACAAAACCUGGAGUGCUCGUCGGCGAGAAUAAAGCACACGCCCUUCAAAAGACGUUCACCACUAUGAAACCAGAAAUCGGACUCGGUGACAGAAAGACCGAUUUUCCCUUCAUGAACCUCUGCAAGGAAAGUUACAUGGUUCCGAGGAAACCCGAAAUUCGCCCCGUCAGCACAGACAAGUUGUUAAAGCCAAUAGUCUUCCAUGACGGGUGUCUUGUCCAAAAACCGACACCCGUAAUGGCACUAUUAAUCAUCCUAUGGAUCCCAAUAGGCUUUGUCCUAGCAUGCCUACGUAUAAUGGCCGGUUCACUCCUCCCAAUGAGUAUCGUUUACUACGCAUUUCGAGCGCUCGGAGUAAGAGUCACCGUCAAGGGGGGGCCGCCGCCCCCACCGGAGAAAUCUCUAGGCCGAAGUGGUGUCCUCUUCGUGUGUUCCCACCGGACCCUACUCGACCCGAUUUUCCUCUCCACAGCACUCGGCCGCCCUAUUCCAGCUGUCACAUACUCGCUAUCCCGAUUAUCCGAAAUCAUAUCACCCAUCAAAACAGUGCGUUUGAACCGUGACCGAGUCAAAGAUGCCGACAUGAUCAAGAAGUUAUUACAGGAGGGCGAUUUGGUCAUUUGUCCGGAGGGGACCACUUGUAGGGAACCGUUUCUAUUGAGAUUUUCAGCACUUUUCGCGGAGCUAACGGACCAUUUAGUACCCGUGGCGAUGAACAAUAAAAUGAGCAUGUUUCAUGGUACUACCGCACGUGGUUGGAAAGGGAUGGACCCGUUUUACUUCUUUAUGAACCCGAGCCCGGCUUACGAGGUCACGUUUUUGAGUAAGAUGCCUGAGGAGCUGACAUGUGGCGGCGGGGAGAAAUCGAGCCAUGAGGUGGCGAAUUGUAUACAAAGGAUGAUUGCUGUGAGCCUUUCGUAUGAGUGCACUGGUUUUACUAGGAAGGAUAAGUAUAGAGCCUUGGCUGGAAAUGAUGGUGACGUGGCUGAUAAACCUAGGAUUGGUGCUGAUAAAAUUAUGGGAUGCUGAAUGAAAAAUGGAGCCUUUGUUUAUGAACAGUAUAACAGGAUUAACUAAUUUUUACCCGUUCGGGCCCGUUGAUUUCGGGCCAUGUCCAAGUUUGAUACGGGCCGAGUUUGAGCCUAGCAAUUUGCUUCUUGAAUAAUAUCAACAAAUAUAAAA